UAAAUGAUUGUGGCUUAACAGACAAAAGCUGUCCAGCUCUGGCUUCAGUUCUUGGAUCAGAUACCAAUCUGAAAGAGCUGAACAUGAACAAUAAUAAUCUGCAGGAUUCAGGAGUGAAGCUACUCUGCACUGGCCUGGAGAAUAUAAACUGCAAAUUAGAGAUACUGAGUCUGAAGAACAACUGUAUCACAGAAGGAGGUUGUCAUGUUCUGGCUGCAGCUCUAAAUUCAAACCCUUCAAAUCUGACAGAGCUGGAUCUGAGUGAGAAUAAACUAGGAAACCCAGGAAUGAAGAUCAUCUUGACUCUGUUUGAAAAUGGACAGUGUAGACUGGAAAAGCUGAGUCUGAAGAACAACUGUAUCACAGAAGGAGGUUGUCAUGUUCUGGCUGCAGCUCUAAAUUCAAACCCUUCACGUCUGACAGAGCUGGAUCUGAGUGAGAAUAAACUAGGAAACCCAGGGAUGAAGAUCAUCUUGACUCUGUUUGAAAAUGAACAGUGUAGACUGGAAAAGCUGAAGUAAGUAUUUUAAA
This is a messenger RNA of Carassius auratus (goldfish), 531 nucleotides long. RefSeq names its product ribonuclease inhibitor-like. Gene Ontology annotation, molecular function: protein binding. Bases 84 to 521 code for a protein of 145 amino acids. The transcript has 3 exons. NCBI's taxonomy places the organism in Eukaryota, Metazoa, Chordata, Actinopteri, Cypriniformes, Cyprinidae. The record is from RefSeq and is a predicted model, not a curated record.